AGGUUAUUGCCGCCAAAUGAGUUCCAUGAUGGCUAUGAUGUAUAUUAGUAAUGUGUUGAUGAAGGAGGAAAGGAAGAUGGUAGUGGAGCAAUCAUCGAGUGCAGGUCCGAUUGGGAUGCGGCCCCACUUCGCUUUCGCCGCCAAGGUUACUAUGGUACGUACUUAUGGUUUGGGUAGGCCCAAGUCCUUCACGCCGUCUUGUAAUAGUAAUGACCCUAAGGGCUAGAACAAAUG
Molecule: messenger RNA, 234 nt
Organism: Bipolaris maydis ATCC 48331
Lineage: Eukaryota; Fungi; Ascomycota; Dothideomycetes; Pleosporales; Pleosporaceae
Source: RefSeq, a predicted model, not a curated record